CCCGGCCGCCUCGUCUCGCCGCGCCUCUCCUGCACCCCCGGACGGCUCCUCCGGGUGCUCUAACACGGGGAGGCGGUGCAGCCCCGCCCUCCCCCGUUCUGGCAGUUCACCUGCCGUCCCGAAGCGUCCCUGCAGCGGGCAGGGCCUGUAGCCAGCCCGGCCCUGCCGCCACCCUCUCGGGCAGAAAGGAACAAGUGCCCCACAGGGUUGCUUGUCGGACGAAGUUCUGACAAACAACUGAGGCAGAUUUAUGUGGUCUCUAGGCGUCUGUUGUGGAGGUCCCCCGCUAUUGUUGGGGACAGCGGGGAAGGAGACACAAGGCGGGACACCAGGCUGGCUGUGCGUACGGUGAUAUUUGCAGAAAACAGUCGCCGGAUAAAAAGCCCAGAGAUCAAGGGGCAGAGCCCAGAACCACGGCUCUUUCAGCUCAAGCUGUCGCCUCUGUACAGAAAUCACAUCUGGUUGUUCUAUUAGUUGAAAGCAUCCAUAUGGCCAGCAGAUGCACUUAAAAGGCAAAGAACAGUUCUGCAGUACCUGAGAAUGGAUAAAGACUUCCGCUACUACUUCCAGCACCCGUGGUCUCGCUUAGUUGUGGCUUACUUAGUCAUCUUCUUUAACUUCUUAAUAUUUGCGGAGGACCCAGUAUCCCACAGUCAGACAGAAGCCAAUGUUAUUGUUGUUGGUAAUUGUUUCUCCUUUGUAACAAAUAAAUACCCUGAAGGAGGAGGCUGGAUAUUUUUGAAGGUGCUUCUGUGGCUCCUUGCUGUUCUCACAGGACUGAUUGCUGGGAAAUUUCUCUUCCAUCAGCGUCUGUUUGGUCAGUUGCUCCGUCUGAAAAUGUUUCGAGAGGACCACGGGUCUUGGAUGACUAUGUUCUUCAGUACCAUCCUCUUCCUCUUCAUUUUUUCUCACAUUUAUAAUCUGUUCCUCAUUAUGGCAGGAAAUAUGAGUGCAUACAUCAUAACAGACUUCAUGGGCAUGAGGAAUGAAAAUUUUAUGAAGAUAGCUGCAGUUGGGACUUGGAUGGGAGAUUUUGUCACAGCAUGGAUGGUCACUGAUAUGAUGCUUCAGGACAAACCCUACCCAGACUGGGGAAAGUCUGCCAGAGCUUUCUGGAAGAAAGGAAACAUUAGGAUAAUUUUAUUCUGGACUGUUCUGUUUACUCUGACCUCUGUAGUUGUGCUUGUCAUCACUACUGACUGGAUCAGCUGGGACAAGCUGAAUCGUGGAUUUCUGCCAAGUGAUGAGGUCUCAAGAGCCUUCUUGGCUUCUUUCAUCUUGGUGUUUGACCUUCUGAUUGUCAUGCAGGACUGGGAGUUUCCACAUUUUAUGGGUGAUGUUGAAGUGAAUCUUCCAGGCUUGCCAUCUGCACACAUGCAGUUCAAAAUACCUUAUUUCCAGAAGAUCUUAAAAGAGGAGUAUCACAUACAUAUAACAGGCAAAUGGUUUAACUAUGGAAUUAUCUUCCUUGUUUUAAUCUUGGAUCUGAAUAUGUGGAAGAACCAAAUAUUUUACAAACCUCAUGAAUAUGGUCAAUAUAUUGGUCCUGGACAGAAGAUCUACACAGUGAAGGACUCAGAAAGCUUGAAAGACCUUAAUAGAACUAAGUUAUCUUGGGAGUGGAGAUCAAAUAACACUAACCCAUUGACCAACCGGACCUAUGCCGAAGGAGACAUGUUCUUGCACAGCAGAUUCACAGGUUCUAGCCUUGAUGUCAAAUGCCUGGCUUUUAUUCCAAGUUUGCUGGCUUUUGCUUUGUUUGGUUUCUUCAUUUGGUUCUUUGGUCGAUUUCAGAAAACUGACCAAGGCAUGGAGAAUUUAGACAAAUCAUACACAAGAAUGAAACGAAAGUCACCAUCAGAUAUGGGAAUGACACGUGAAAAUACACAGGUGUUAGUAGAAGAACCAUUAAGUUUUCAAGAACCACAUCUUGUGUCUAUAAAAUCAGACUUAAGUGAAAUAGUUUUUAAUUCUUCUCUCCUAACUUCUGAAAACUUGAAUGCACAACUGAACGAACAAGAUAGCCCAUUACAGCCAGUACCAGAGUCCUCUGUCCCUAAGAGUAAUCCUGUGACAUAGAGGCAAAAACCCAGGAAAAUCAGUUGAAAUAAGAAGUGACUAUAAGAUUUCAGUUUUACCUUUUGUAAGUUAAGAUUUACAUAGUGUUUAGAAUAAAAAAUUCAACCUAUACCAAAAGGUGCUCAGCAUGCUUUUUCUAGGAAUUUCGUUUUUUAUUUGUAUUAUAUAGUACGUGCCUACUGUAUAUCUAACAUUCCUUUAUAGAUUGCUUCCCAAAAUUGCACAAGCUAUUUAUUAAUACAUUACCUUAACUGUAUAAUAGUGUAUUAGAUUAUUACUUGCAGGUAUAAAAUUCUACCAUGGUGGUGCCUUGAGACAUUAAACUGUUUUUUAACUCAACACCAAAUGUAUAGCACAGUUCUUCUAAUCUGUUUUGCAAAGCUUUUUGUAUAUGGUUAUUUCAAGUAUCAUUUGAUGUCUUAACAGAGGAGAUAAACACAGCUAUUCCUAAAGAAGGGUUUCUGUUAGGACAUCACAACUUGACUUUGUUAUUUACUCAUCUGUGAAGCCAAUGACUUUGAUGACCAGACUGCAGAGAAGCAUGUUGAUUACCUUUUAAUUUUUGCUGGGUAGCUGCCAAGCACAAAUACAGAUUCAUUAUGCAGUAAACAGCAGAGUGAUAAUACAGCAUGGGUCACUACUUGUGAAAAUAUUACUGUCUCCAUCAGUAAAAGCAAUUAGGUGAUAAUGCCUAAUUAUAUUUUUCAUAAUUGAAGAUAAAGUGCUCCUUGAUUAAAAGUUUUGCCCUUCACCUUUUAGAAACGGAGGUGAAAAUACAUGAUUGAAGCAACUCUUUCCAUCAUCAUACCUAACCUAUGCAACAUCAAGGAGCCAAUUGAAUGAUUACAGUAAAGGACACAAAGCCCAUUAAAUCCGGUAUUUGUGCACUUUGGGCAUCAGUGAAACAUACAUAGAAACACGUCACAUAUAGACAAUCUAACUUCAAAUAGAGAGAAAAUGCUUAGGGAUUUUAAGUAAAAUAGAUUAAUCAUUUAAUUGUAUUGUACCCUUUUUUUUUUUUUUUUUUCCUUUUUUUCCUUCAUCCAUUAUCCAUGAAUAAGUGUAACCUGGAAGCAGAAACAGAGAACUGGGUUUUUUGCUUAUUUCAAGGGGACUUUGUAAUGUGAAUUCUCUGCUGUAUGAUCAAACUAUAUGUACUAGAGAAAUAGCAUAUCUAAAAUAUCAGAAAGACUCUGAUUUGCCUCUAAUUUAGUUCUAUAAAUUGUUGUUACAAGGUACUAAAUAAUAAGUAAUUUUUAAGUCUGAAUUAUUUCCCUGUCAUUUACUGGUGUUGCUGUAUUUUGUCUUCAUGACUUUUUUAUCUCCGUUGUUUUGAUCUAUCUGCUUUUAAGUUUUUGGAAUGCUGAAUUUAGCAUGCAUAAUAGACCUAUGCAUUUAUUAACUGUCACUUGAGAGCCAGUUUUAAUAAACAUCAUUCAACAAUUGUUUA
Messenger RNA from Apus apus (common swift), 3529 nucleotides. RefSeq names its product transmembrane protein 117 (gene TMEM117). The record is from RefSeq and is a predicted model, not a curated record. Lineage: Eukaryota; Metazoa; Chordata; Aves; Apodiformes; Apodidae. Gene Ontology annotation, biological process: intrinsic apoptotic signaling pathway in response to endoplasmic reticulum stress. The transcript has 9 exons. Bases 541 to 2079 code for a protein of 512 amino acids.